Molecule: messenger RNA, 1095 nt
Organism: Aphanomyces invadans
Lineage: Eukaryota; Oomycota; Saprolegniomycetes; Saprolegniales; Verrucalvaceae
Exons: 4
Coding region: 1-1095 (364 amino acids)
Source: RefSeq, a predicted model, not a curated record
AUGCAACUGCAGGGACGAGACGGCGAGUUGGACCCGGCGAAGCUCGAGCAUGUUGACAAGAAGUUGAGAAGGCGGAGGUACAAGCGGGAUAGGAUGCGUGAGUAUUCAAAGGCUCGGCUGGACGAGAAGCAGCGACUUGUGGAUCAAUGCGCUUCGUUGGAGGGUGAAGUUGUGUCGUUGGUGCACACCGCGCCAUUGACGUGGAAACAGAUUGCGUCCGCCUUGCGGUAUGCUCACGAUGCUGAAGUUGCCAAGAGAGAUGUGCUGCGAUUGCAGGUGAACAAGAACUCGAUCCUGUUACGCAACUUGCAGACAUGGGUAGCGCUCAACCCCAAUCCACAGGUGUCGUUGAGCUCAUCCGUAUCGACGUGGCGAGACGUCAGCUUGAGCAGCCACCCCACAACACGUCUGUUGGGCCAGCGCUGGAUCACACAGCGCAUGCUGCAUCAAGCGGACGCGAUGUUCGUCACCCACAACGUCCCAUUGUGCAUGCACGGCACCAUGGACGACGUUAUCUUUGACUUCGACGGCGAUGGGCACUACAUCACAAGGUUGCGGUCUGUCUUUCACGUGCCCCUUGCGACCAACGCCAUGGCGACGUCCGACUCGAUCUUCCGUGCGUGCCACCGCCACAUCACGGCAUACUUGAUGCUGCCCCGCGACGCCACCAUGAUGGUGGAGAAGCACGAACAUACCAACAUGCUCCGCGUCGUCACGAGCUACGGCGAGGCGCUCAACGUGGUCCUGGGCCAUUUUCACCCGACCCCAACGCGGUGGGUUGUCGUGGGGCAGCAGAUUUCGGUUGACGACUUAGUUGAUCAGUCGCAAUGGCCUCAAAAGGACCGAUCGUUUUGGUACGACAUUCAAUGGUGCGAUGCCCACAGGAUGGCGCAUUGGCGCAUGCUGCAGAUCCUGCCGCAGGCCAAGACUGGCGCAGGUGUGGUCUCUUUGGAGGACGAAGGGCACCGAUGGGGCGUCGACCUCGAUACCCACGACAACGGGCGAGCUGUGUUUAUAAAGACGGCCCAUGAAGUGAUGGCCAUGCUCACAAAGAAUGCGCUUGACGCCGUGCUCGCAAGUUUCGCGCAAUCGUAA